CUUUCUCUCUCGCAUUGUUUCAUUACAACCCGAACGCUUCCGUUAGUAACAUGUUGCGUGUUUUGGUCCUCCUAUCUGUUGUGUGUGUUGCAAGAGGCAGCAUCUGUUGCGUGCCUCGCCAGUGGGAGGGCAAUGAGGGCUCAGAAUUAGGACUUCUGAGAGAAGGGGCUCCCUAUCCAAACUUCAUUCAGAGUUCUGUUAACGUCGCCUAUGACGCGGACAACCAGAAAGUGGCAGCAACUCAAUACAUAGACGUAGAUGGAACUCAAAUAAUGGUCAAGUCCAUCAUGGACUAUAAACAUGGUGUCCAAUACUCGAUCAAUGGGACCAAAUGCACACGUACAACUCUCCCAACUACCUUCGUGGAAAACUGCAUCCCAGAUGGUGCUAAGGAGACCCAGACAAUUAUUGGGGCAGGAGGGAAGACUAUGAACCUGAGGACCUACACCAUGAUGGUGGGAAACUUGUCCGUGACGGCCCAGGUGACACAGAACGGCUGUAUCCCUGUGUCGGAGAGCAUUGUGGGAUCCAGUCCAGGACAGUUUAUCCACAUGGGGACCAGUUUCACUGGGAUAACCCCAGGGAUUUCUGACCGCACCGUUUUCAACCCUCCUGUUAGCUGUAUGAUGGGUCCCAUUUAUCCCGCUGAGAUUCAAAUGAUGAAAAGAGUAUCCUUCCUUCAUCCUCUUAGAUAGUUCCUUUUUCCAGCAUCUCUUUAGUCACUCUUUUUUUGUACUCACAACAAAAUAAAUUAUAGAAUUA
Molecule: messenger RNA, 762 nt
Organism: Magallana angulata
Lineage: Eukaryota; Metazoa; Mollusca; Bivalvia; Ostreida; Ostreidae
Exons: 6
Coding region: 51-695 (214 amino acids)
Biological process (GO): cell-matrix adhesion
Cellular component (GO): extracellular region; lysosome
Molecular function (GO): calcium ion binding
Source: RefSeq, a predicted model, not a curated record